This is a messenger RNA of Malassezia japonica, 3972 nucleotides long. Its product is annotated as class II myosin. Gene Ontology annotation, cellular component: actin cytoskeleton; actin cortical patch; myosin complex. Gene Ontology annotation, biological process: actin filament organization; endocytosis; vesicle transport along actin filament. The record is from RefSeq and is a predicted model, not a curated record. Gene Ontology annotation, molecular function: actin filament binding; microfilament motor activity; ATP binding. The coding region runs from base 1 to 3972 and encodes 1323 amino acids. The transcript is spliced from 2 exons. Lineage: Eukaryota; Fungi; Basidiomycota; Malasseziomycetes; Malasseziales; Malasseziaceae.
AUGGUCAUUUCGAAGCGCGCGGGUGCGAAGAAAGCGGGCCGUGCGGGUGCGCCGGCGGCCCCCCCGUCGAACCGCGGGAUCGUCAAGGCGGACUGGCGCGAAGGCUUCAAGAAGCCGCAGGCCGGCGUGUCGGACAUGACACUCCUGACGCAGAUCAGCAACGAGGCGAUCAGCGACAACCUCCGCAAGCGUUUUGAGAAUGCCGAGAUCUACACGUACAUUGGAAACGUGCUGAUUUCCGUCAAUCCUUUCCGUGACCUGGGCAUCUACACGGACGAGAUUCUCGCGUCGUACCGCGGCAAGAACCGUCUGGAGAUGGCGCCCCACGUGUACGCCAUUGCCGAAGGCGCGUACUACAACAUGCUUGCGUACAAAGAGAACCAGUGCGUGAUCAUUUCCGGCGAGUCGGGUGCCGGAAAAACCGAGGCCGCGAAGCGUAUCAUGCAGUACAUUGCCGCCGUCAGUGGAAACGAUGGGCAGUCGGGCAUCCAGGGAAUCAAGGACAUGGUCCUCGCGACGAAUCCGCUGCUCGAGAGUUUCGGCUGUGCCAAGACGCUGCGCAACAACAACUCGUCGCGCCACGGCAAGUACCUCGAAAUCAUGUUUGAUGCGCACGGCACGCCGAUCGGCGCCAACAUUACCAACUAUCUCUUGGAAAAAGGGCGCGUCGUGGGGCAGAUCCGCAACGAGCGCAACUUUCACAUCUUUUACCAGUUCACCAAGGCUGCUACACCGCAGCAGCGCGAAAUGUUUGGCCUGCAAGGCCCGGAAGCCUAUGCGUACACGGCCAACAGCCAGUGCCUCGACGUGCCUGGUAUUGACGACCACGCAGACUAUGCUGCGGCGCGCGAUGCGAUGAACAUUAUUGGCCUGAGCGAGGCGGAACAGACGAGCAUCUUCCGCAUGCUCGCCUCCAUCCUGUGGCUCGGCAACGUGACCUUUGCCGAGAACCAGCAGGGCGACGCCGAGAUCGCCAACGCCGACGUCCCCUCGUUUGUCGCGUACCUGCUCGAGGUCGAUGCGGGCGCCGUGACGCGGGCGCUGACGCAGCGCAUCAUGGAGACGCAGCGCGGCGGCCGCCGUGGCUCGGUGUACGAAGUGCCGCUGAACCCCACACAAGCCGCGUCGGUGCGUGACGCGCUGAGCAAGGCGAUCUACAACAACCUCUUUGAGUGGAUCGUGACACGAAUCAAUACCUCGCUCAACGCGCGCACCCAGGCGGCGAACGUGAUUGGUGUGCUGGACAUUUAUGGCUUCGAGAUCUUUGACAAUAACUCGUUCGAGCAACUGUGCAUCAACUAUGUCAACGAGAAGCUCCAGCAGAUCUUCAUUGAGCUCACGCUGAAGAAGGAGCAGGAGGAGUACGCCCAGGAGCAGAUCCAGUGGACACCGAUCAAGUACUUUAACAACAAGGUCGUCUGCGAUUUGAUCGAGGAGCGCCGGCCGCCGGGCAUCUUUUCCGCGCUGAACGACGCGAUGGCGACGGCGCAUGCGGACCCCGCUGCGGCGGACAACUCGUUCGUGCAGCGUACCUCGAUGCUCGCGUCGAACCCGCACUUUGAGGCGCGCGGCAACAAGUUCCUUGUGCGCCACUAUGCCGGCGACGUGAUGUACAACGUGAGCGGCAUGACGGACAAGAACAAGGAUGCGCUCCUCAAGGAUAUCCUGAACCUGGUCGACUCGUCCGGCAACCAGUUCCUCAAAGGCCUCUUCCCGGACCGUCCGGACCCAGACAGCAAGAAGCGCCCACCGAGUGCGGGAGACCGCAUCAAGGCGAGCGCGAACCUGCUCGUGGAGAAUUUGAUGCGCGCACAGCCGUCGUACAUCCGCACGAUCAAGCCGAACCAGAACAAGAGCCCGAGCGAGUACGACGGACAGGCGAUCCUGCACCAGAUCAAGUACCUCGGUUUGCAGGAGAAUGUGCGUGUGCGUCGCGCCGGCUUUGCGUACCGCAACACGUUUGAAAAGAUCGUGCAGCGCUUCUACCUGCUCUCUCCCGCGACGUCGUACGCAGGCGAGUACACCUGGCAAGGCGACGCACGCAGCGGCUGCGAGCGCAUCUUUAUCGACACCGGCAUCGCCCGCGACGAGUGGCAGCUGGGUGCGACCAAGGGCUUUAUCAAGAAUCCCGAGACGCUCUUUGCGCUCGAGACGAUGCGCGACCGAUACUGGCAUAACAUGGCGAUGCGCAUCCAGCGCGCGUUCCGUGCGUACAUGCGCUACAAGCACGAGUGUGCGCGCCGCAUCCAGCGCGCGUGGCGCCGCAGCCGCGAGGGCAACGACUUCUUGGUCAUGCGCGACUAUGGCCACCAGGUGCUGGCGGGGCGCAAGGAGCGCCGCCGCUUUAGUCUGAUUAGCAUGCGCCGGUUCCUCGGCGAUUACCUGGACCUGAACGGGUCCUCCGCCGAGGGGCGCAUGCUGCGGGCCGCGGCCAACAUUCCGGCACAGGAGCCGGUCGUGUUUAGCGCACGCGCGCAGCUCCUCGUCUCGAAACUCGGCCGCUCGUCGCGCCCGAGCCCCCGCUUCCUAGUAAUGACGGAGCGCACGGUGUACAUCCUCGUCACGCAGCUCGUGAACAAGGUGCCGCAGACCAUGUGCGAACGCCGCAUCGCCCUCUCGUCGAUCCGCUCGGCAGGUCUGUCGGGCCUGCGCGACGACUGGGUCAUCCUCAACACCGGCGACGAGGAGGGCGAUCCACUGCUCCACCUCGACUUUAAGACGGAGUUUGUCUCGCGGAUCCUGCAGCAGACGCGGGGGAGCACACAUGUAAAUAUCGCCAACCAACUCGAGUACGUGCGCAAGGGACGCAAGAAGGCACACGUUACCUUUAAGAAGGACGAGAGCGUCCAGCGGGGCGACGUUUACAAGAGCUCGACCGUCUCGGUCGGCUCGGGCGAGCCGCCCAACAGUGUGUCGCGGCCACCGGCGAGGAAGAAGCCGGGCGUCGUGCGCCCGGUGACGACGGGCAAGCUCUUGCGCCCGGGUGGGCCAAGCACGGAUCGCCGCGCACCGGCACCUGCACCACGCGCCGUGUCAGCGCCGGCACCGCGGUCGGUGCCUGCCCCAGCACCGCGGUCGGUACCUGCCGCGCCGGCCGCAUCGGCCGCACCGGCGGCGCCUGCUCCGCCUGCACGCGGCCUGCCGCCGUACCUGCAAGGCAGUGCCCCUGCGGCCCCUGCGGCCCCUGCGGCCCCUGCGGCCCCUGCGGCCCCGGCGGCCCCGGCGGCCCCGGCGGCGCCUCCUGCGCCGGCACGCACUGGUGCCGCGCCGCCCAUCGCUGGCGGCCUCGGUGGGCUUGCGCCGCCCGUGACGCAGCUGGGUGCGAUGGCGCCCGUCGCUGGAUCACGCAGUGUGCCUUCUGCACCGGCCGCGCCUGCUGCGCCUGCUGUGCCGGCCGCUCCGACAGCGCCGGCCGCACCUACGCCGCUUGCUUCUGCUGCACCGACGCCGUUUGCGUCUGCUGCGCCGACGCCGUUUGCUGCUGCUGCUCCUGCGGCCCCUGCUGCUCCCGCCGCGCCUGCGGCUCCUACAGCUUCGGCGGCCCCCGCCGCGUCUUCGCGUGCUCCGCCGCCGCCACCGCCGUCGCGCAGCCGCAACCCGCGCUACAAAGCCUUGUACGACUUUGCAACGGUUGAGCAAGGUGAGCUUCCGCUCCGCCAGGGCGACAUUGUCGACCUGGAAGAGAAAGAAGAGAGCGGCUGGUGGCUCGUCAAGAAGGACGGCGUUUCUGGCUGGGCGCCUGCCGACUACCUCGAGCCAGUGCCCGAGGCGCCGCCGGUCAAGCCGCGGCAGCCCCCGGUCGCGCCGAAGCCGAAGCCUGCCGCGAAGCCCGCCGAGGCCCCGUCGUGGUCCGCGCCCGACACGAACGCGGCGCCUGUUGCGGUGAUGCCCGGCAUGGGCGAGCCUGGCGGCUUUGCCGCGGUCCUUGCGCGCAAAAAGGCCGAGAAUGCCGCGCGGGGCGCAGCCGAGUAG